AUGGCGCUGAUUACACGUUUCGGCGAUCUAUCCGAUCUAGUAUUGAUCGAGUUGUUCUCGUAUCUAUCAUCGAUCGAUAUUCUUUGGGGAUUUACUCACCUUAAUUAUCGUCUGACAACGUUAAUAACUGAACGAGGUUUCUUUUAUCAUAUUAAUUUAUCGCUUGCACGUUAUCAUCAAUUUAAUACAAUACUUCGUUUUCUUCCAUUGAAUGAUAUUCUAUCAAUUUCAAUUGAUAAUGAUGCAUCUCCACUUCAACUAACUUGUUGGCCUUAUAUGCCUCGUUUGAGAACUUUGCGUAUAAUCAGCGUAUACGAUUAUGAUGAUCUUUUACCUUUUGCUAUACUUCAUGCAGCUACACUUACUCAUAUCAUUGUCAACUCAAAUGAACGACUAGUACCAGAUGGUGUCACGAUCCAUGUUGUAUACCCCUUGGGUGACUUAAAUAAGCUUAUGCGUGAUGUUCUUCUUAUUCAUUUACUUUCACUUCGAUCACUCGACUUCGGCUUUCACUAUAACUUGAUGAGGUGGCCCAUUGCUGUGCAUGCCCCUCUUACCUAUCUGCUUUUGCCAUUGGUUUCCAUGGAUGAUUUAAUUCGUAUUAUGGCAACACAACAACUUUCCAGUACAUUACGCCAGUUACACGUCUCAAUAGCUAAUCAUCGUGAUCGUAAGCAUUGUGCUAUGCCAACAUUUAAUUCUUUGCUUCCAAUGGUUAAUUUGCAUACAUUCACUUUUUUCCAAAAAUUUUAUUCGCGAUUACGAAUUGAAUGGACAUAUUUCGAAAUGCUGAUGUCUUCGAAUGUAAUGCCUGCGCUUCGACGUGCCAGUUUAUCUAUUUUUAUUAAUAUGAACGAAAUAAAUCGUAUUAGUUCGUCAACAUUUUUUACAGAUCAUCGUCAUGUUGAUGUUCAUUUCGUUUUCAGUCUCAUUAAUUGUCCCCAAUACAUCGAGAUGACUCAAUAUAUACCUCGUGGAAAUCGUUUUCAUCGGCGAGAAAUUGUUGGUGCAACAUUGGUUGUUAAUGACACGUAUAUGAUGUCCAAACCAAUCAUGAAUCCGGAUCAUUUUAGUUAUGGACGCCAAUAUUGUCAUCAUAUGUGGUAUACUCUUCCAUGGGCAUUCGAUGAAUUCUUUCAUGAAAAUAUGCCAGAAAACUGGAUUACUCAAAUACGAGUGUUUGAAAUACCACAAAAAGUAACGACAUCUUAUACGCCAUUUCUUCGUUCAUUAGAUGUAUUUCGUGAAAAUGUAUCACCUUCUUUAUACUCUCUACCUCACGUGGUAUCAUACGAUCGUAUUGAAACGUACCACUUGGCCUAUUAUACUACAUCUCUUCCCAAAUAUUUAUCUAGUCUUCGCAAUAUAACUCUCGUAAAUAGUAUCGAUUGUCUUACCUACUGUUAUUCAUUUCCAACCACAAUUCGUUCUAUUCGUAUUCACAUUUUGUUCAAAUCUCAUAACUAUAAGAUGCCAGACUGGUCAGCGCUAAUGUAUUCACUCUCAGCUUUGCGACAGUUGAGUUCGUUAAAUAUAUUUAUGUAUGAUUUGCCAACAACUGUCGACAUUGACAACUGUCAAUUCAUCGCAAAGGCAGCACUUAACGUUAUCAAUUUUGCUCUUUGCUUUCGAUCCAAAGGUGGUACUUCUUCAAAAGAAUUCGAAGCCGUAUUUAAAUAUCAUCCGAAAUUUGUAAAAACGUUGUGUGACUCUAUUAUUUUAUUGUGUCGUGACAAACAACCUUAUUAUUCAAUUGAAAAUGAUGGCUUUGGACUGAAAACAUGGUUUUGA
This is a messenger RNA of Rotaria socialis, 1791 nucleotides long. Lineage: Eukaryota; Metazoa; Rotifera; Eurotatoria; Philodinida; Philodinidae. The record is from the annotation of a GenBank genome assembly.